AUGUUUUCUAGUAAUAGAAGCCAUGCAGUGGAAGAAUGGGUUAAAGGGAUUCUAAAGAAAGGGGUGCCAGAAGCGCUUUAUAGAGAAGUCAUUCAUGCAAGCAAGAAAAACCCAUUGAAAUUUCCAUUGCCUCAAAUUAUAGCAGAAAAUGGAAUGGCAUGGUUGGAUGAUGAGAAGUUUGGGCACCAGAUGCUUGCUGGAAUUAAUCCAACACGAAUCCAGUGCUUGGAGGUAUCUCCGCCACAGGACAAAAUUGGAGUGAGAAGUUCAAUAAAGAGAUCACACAUAGAGCACAACCUUGGUGAUCUGACUGUUGUUGAGGCAAUGAAUCAAUGGAAUCAAUGGAGGCUAUUCAUUUUAGAUCACCAUGACUACCUAAUGCCAUAUAUAAGCAGAAUAAACACAAAGGGUGUUUGUGUUUAUGCAUCUCGAACACUACUAUUCUUAAGGAGUGAUGACACGCUAAAGCCAAUAGCAAUAGAACUUAGCUUGACUGGCUCGAAUGAUGGCAACGAGAUCAAUAGGGUGUUUGUUCCAUCAAGUCAAGGGACUGGAGCAGCAUUGUGGCAGCUUGCUAAAGCUCAUGUUGCAACUAACGACUCUGUCUAUCAUCACCUAAUCAGCCAUUGGCUGCAAACCCAUGCAAUAGUCGAACCAUUCAUCAUUGCCACUAGAAGGCAGUUGAGUGAGAUGCAUCCGAUCCAUCGUUUACUGAAUCCUCAUUUCAAAGACACCAUGCACAUAAAUGCAUUGGCUCGGAGAAUCCUCAUCAACUCAAGAGGAAUCCUUGAGAAAAUAUUGUUUUCUGGUGAAGUCUCCAUGGAGUUGUCUUCUGAGCUUUACAAGCUGUGGAGAUUUGAUAAGCAGGGCCUUCCUGCUGAUCUAGUUAAAAGAUCUUCAUGGAAAAAUUCCUCCAAAGGUAUGGCCUUGGAAGAUGAAGAUCCAAACAAUCCCACUGGAGUUCAGCUACUCUUUGAGGACUAUCCCUAUGGAGCAGAUGGACUUGAGAUAUGGACUGCCAUCAAGACAUGGGUCACAGAGUUUUGCUCAAUCUUCUACGAAGACGAUAAUUCUGUCGAGACUGAUUUAGAACUCCAAGCAUGGUGGUGGGAAAUACAAUAUGUAGGUCAUGGCGAUAAGUGCCAUGAGGAAUGGUGGUAUCAAAUGACAACAUGCUCAACCCUAAUAGAGACUUUAACAAUUCUCAUAUGGAUAGCAUCUGCAAUCCAUGCUUCAGUGAACUUUGGGCAAUACACAUAUGCUGGUUAUCCUUCCAAUCGUCCCACACUAUGUCGAAAGUUCAUUCCAAAGGAAGGAACAUUUGAAUAUGCUGAAUUCCUCAAGGAUCCAGACAAAUACUAUCUUAAGAUGUUGCCUGACACAUUUGAAAUGUCCAUUGGUGUAGCAUUAAAGGAGGUCCUCUCAUGGCACACAUCAGACGAAGUGUACUUGGGCCAAAGGCCAUCUGAGUGGACAGAUAAUGAAGAGGUUCGACAGAAAUUUGAGAAGUUUAAUGGCACACUUAAAGAGAUAGAGGGAAAAAUCGUGAGCCGGAAUGGAGAUCCCAAGCUCAAGAACAGAUGGGGUCCUGCAAAAGUACCAUUCAAUUGUUUAUACCCAGAUACAUCCAAUAUUGCUUCGAAAGUCGGCAUCACGGGAAAGGGGAUUCCUAACAGCAUAUCCAUUUGACAUGUCCAACAUAUCCAAUUGCUUCACACAAUGGUGAUUUUAUUUAUUUAUUUGAUAGGUACUUCACCUCGGUACAAAUGGUUUUGUUCAUUUCAGCAAAUGUUUGUUUGGCGUA
Molecule: messenger RNA, 1804 nt
Organism: Carya illinoinensis
Lineage: Eukaryota; Viridiplantae; Streptophyta; Magnoliopsida; Fagales; Juglandaceae
Product: linoleate 9S-lipoxygenase 5-like
Exons: 6
Coding region: 1-1689 (562 amino acids)
Biological process (GO): lipid oxidation
Molecular function (GO): oxidoreductase activity, acting on single donors with incorporation of molecular oxygen, incorporation of two atoms of oxygen; metal ion binding
Source: RefSeq, a predicted model, not a curated record